Rotaria socialis is the source of this 975-nucleotide messenger RNA. NCBI's taxonomy places the organism in Eukaryota, Metazoa, Rotifera, Eurotatoria, Philodinida, Philodinidae. The record is from the annotation of a GenBank genome assembly.
AUGCUAAAUUCCAAGCAAAGCAAAAUAAGCUUCUUUCAAAAUUCGGGAAAAAUUACCGUGAUCCCCAAUAUUUUUGCUAACGCCACAUGGUCAAAGAAUGGUGUAACUGUUGCUGGAGGCAACGGGAAAGGCAAUGCCACAAAUCAGCUGAAUGAACCUUUUGGUGUCUUCAUUGAUGAUGAUCGAAUAGUGCUCAUUGCUGACUACUUGAAUCAUCGUAUCGUGCAAUGGAAGACAGGCGAUAUGACGAAUGGACACGUCGUUGCUGGUGGCAAAGGACAAGGAAAUCGAUUGGAUCAACUGAAUUGUCCAACUGAUGUAUUGAUCGAGAAAGAGGCGGAUAGUCUGAUUAUUUGUGAUCGAUGGAAUCGAAGAGUUUUACGAUGGUCUCGCCGUAGUGAUACAACGCAACGAGAAAUCUUCAUGGACAACAUCGACUGUUGGGGAUUGGCUAUGGAUGAUCAGAGAUAUCUCUACGUCUCUGACAUCGUAAAACACGAAGUAAAACGAUAUCAUUUGGGUGACAAGGAUAGCACUCUUGUGGUUGGUGGUAAUGGCCAAGGAAAUGAUCUCAAUCAACUCAAGGAGCCGAGAUAUCUCUUUGUCGAUCGGCAGCAGAAUGUCUACGUAUCAGACUGGAGUAAUCAUCGUGUAUUAAAAUGGAAUAAAGAUGCAAAAGAAGGUAUUAUCGUCGCUGGAGGUCAAGGUGUGGGGAAUGCCCUGACACAAUUGAAUCAUCCUAGCGGACUCUUUGUCGAUAUGUUGGGUACAUUCUAUGUAGGAGACGAGGGGAAUCAUCGUAUAGUUCUUUGGACUCAAGGGGCGAAACAAGGCACUGUAAUUGUUGGCGUUAAUGGUGCAGGUCCAGGAGAAAAUCAACUCAGCAACCCUAUUGGUUUGUCUUUCGAUCGACAGGGCAAUCUCUAUGUUGCCGAUUAUGGAAAUCAUCGUGUUCAAAGAUUUUCUCUCGAAUAG